This is a messenger RNA of Cavia porcellus (domestic guinea pig), 573 nucleotides long. Its product is annotated as lipocalin Cav p 2.0101-like. Lineage: Eukaryota; Metazoa; Chordata; Mammalia; Rodentia; Caviidae. Bases 1 to 573 code for a protein of 190 amino acids. The transcript has 6 exons. Gene Ontology annotation, molecular function: odorant binding; small molecule binding. The record is from RefSeq and is a predicted model, not a curated record.
AUGGUGCAGAUUCUCCUCCUCGCGCUUGCUGUAGGAUUCGCUUGUGCUGACCCAACUGAUCCAGCAACGAUCAACGGAAACUGGCGCACGAUUGCUGUGUCGGCUGGCAACCUGGAGAAGGUUGAAGACAACGGGCCCCUGAGAAUGCUUUUCCGUCACAUGCAGUGCCUGGAGGACUGCAGUAAGAUCGCUUUGAGAGUUUAUGUCAAGACGAACGGCCACUGCAAGGAGCACACAGCGUUUGCAUCAUUAGAAGAAGAUGGUAUUUACACUGUAGACUUCGAGGGUACAAACUAUAUCCGGAUCCUUGGCAACAAAGACGAUAUCUUAUCAUUCUAUUGGAUCAACAAGGAUGAUAAUGGGUUAAUAACACCUGGAAUUUUAGUUGCUGGAAAAGGAGAUGUGCUGACACGCCCAGAAGUGCACAAGCUUGAAGAGGCGAAUGAAGAAAGGGGUAUUCCCAAGGAAAACAUACGCUACAUUGCUGGAACAGGGGAUAACAAUGUCAGGAGCGUUGACAACAUCAACUUCUCCAUAUUUCUUGAUCGUGGAUAUGAAGAUCCCUUCUGUUGA